AUGCUUGUCCUCCGGAACUGCCUGAUGAGGGCUCUGGCCGCGCGGCAGACUCAGUCUGUUUACUAUAGUAAACUCUUACAGGCAGGAGUGCAAAAUAAUUUUGCUCAUCGAGCUGAAGUUCGGAAAGCUUUGGCCAAAAAUAAGGAAUGGCAAGAACAAUUCCUCAUUCCAAAUUUGCUUCUUAUGGAUAAACAAGAGUGUGAAAUAACUUACCUGGUACCAUGGUGCAAAAUACAAAAGCCUCCAAAAGAAGGAGUCUAUGAGCUGGUUACUUUUCAGAUGAAACCUGGUGGACCAGCUUUGUGGGGUGAAGCAUUUCAAAGGGCAAUUUAUUCCCAUAUCAAUCUAAACUACAGCAAACUGGUUGGAGUUUUCCACACAGAAUAUGGAGUCCUCAAUAAAGUUCAUGUUCUUUGGUGGAAUGAGAGUCCAGAUAGCCGUGCAGCUGGGAGACAUCAGUCUCAUGAGGAUCCCAGAGUUGUGGCCGCUGUUCGGGAAAGUGUCAACUAUCUAGUCUCACAGCAGAAUAUGCUCCUGGUUCCUGCAUCAUUUUCACCAUUGAAAUAG
This is a messenger RNA of Chrysochloris asiatica (Cape golden mole), 567 nucleotides long. It is a transcript of the gene NIPSNAP3A, whose product is annotated as nipsnap homolog 3A (C. elegans). The transcript is spliced from 6 exons. Lineage: Eukaryota; Metazoa; Chordata; Mammalia; Afrosoricida; Chrysochloridae. Gene Ontology annotation, cellular component: mitochondrion. The coding region runs from base 1 to 567 and encodes 188 amino acids. The record is from RefSeq and is a predicted model, not a curated record.